This is a messenger RNA of Argiope bruennichi, 1281 nucleotides long. Its product is annotated as phosphoglucomutase-1-like. NCBI's taxonomy places the organism in Eukaryota, Metazoa, Arthropoda, Arachnida, Araneae, Araneidae. The record is from RefSeq and is a predicted model, not a curated record. The coding region runs from base 1 to 1281 and encodes 426 amino acids. Gene Ontology annotation, molecular function: phosphoglucomutase activity. Gene Ontology annotation, cellular component: cytosol. Gene Ontology annotation, biological process: carbohydrate metabolic process. The transcript is spliced from 7 exons.
AUGACUACUGCGGAUCUUCAAUCAAGAGUCGUUCCUACAGAGGAAUUUCCUGAACACCUGUUGUCUAACAUAUUUUUAAGGAGAAGUACUGAUAUCUUUUGUGCUCCACACUUUGUGGAACAUAUAACUCAAGCUCUGCUGUAUGCUGUUGACAUCCAAGCUGCUACUGUUAUUUUGAGCAGCGACGGAAGAUACCGUAGCAGAGAAGCGAUGGAAAGAGCAGCUCGAAUUUUAGCCGGAAAUUCAGUGCGUCGAGUCUUGGUGGACAAGCACUCUUCGUCAAGCGCCGUAGGCUGCCUCCUGAGAGCAAGGCAUAGCCACUUUGCCAUCAUCUUCUCCGGUGGACACCAUCCUGCUAAGGAAUAUCUCGGCAUGAAGGUUUUGAGUCCACCUGGAAUUCCAAUGCGCAAGGAAGUUUUAGAUAAAGCUAACAAGAUAGCUCGCACCUUGGAAAGUUACCACACUUGCGAGAAUCUCAGCGUCGAUUUUGAAGGGAAUGUGACAGCGAAUUAUUGUGUCUCGGAGAAACCUUUCACUGUACAAAUGGUGUCUUCUGCUCCACUUUAUGCUGAAGUCAUGAGUCAGAUGUUUCAUUUUACUUCGCUGAAGAAUUAUCUGAAGAAAAAUUCAAUAACGAUCACUGUCGACUGUUCGAAUGGUGUGACAGGUCCGAUUGUAUUGGAUAUUUUGAGAAACCGAUUGGAAGUUCCUGAAAAGAACAUUCUGCACAAAAAUUCGCUCGAAGAUUUUGGGGGUUUACCGGCAGAUCCGAAUCCAUCUUCCAGAGAAGAUUUCUUGGAGUUUAUCAGUGAGAAUAAAAGUGACAUUGGGAUCGUCAUCAGUCCCGAUGGAAGCCGCUAUUUGAUGGUCGGAGAAGGUGGAUUCAUUGUCUCUCCUUCGGACACUUUGGCCAUCAUCGCUGACCAGAGCUUGUGCAUUCCGUUUUUCCAAGAGAACCCUCUGAGAGUAAUGGUGUGCAGCAUCUGUACCUCUCAAGCACCUGACAAAGUUGCGAAGUAUUCUUCCUUGCUGUGUUUCGUAGACCUACCAGGUUGGGCGACUUUUGCCCCUGCCAUGCUGCCUGCUGCAAACAAUUCCAUGGUGUUUGGAGAAGAAUGCUCGGCGGUGGGAGUGAGUUCUUGCAACUAUUCUGGUCAUAAAGAUGCGGUUUGGACUUUGUUAGCUUGGUUAUCCAUUUUAGCGAAUACGAGGAAAAGUAUCAAAGAAGUCGUGCAGGAACAUUGGAAAAAAUUUGGAAGAAACAUUCUGAAUAGGUUGUAA